Molecule: messenger RNA, 3156 nt
Organism: Oldenlandia corymbosa var. corymbosa
Lineage: Eukaryota; Viridiplantae; Streptophyta; Magnoliopsida; Gentianales; Rubiaceae
Source: the annotation of a GenBank genome assembly
AUGUACUGCAACAGAAAGCUUACAAGUUUCAAACUUGACAAGCUAAUUAAGUUCAAAUUCUUUUCUGCUUCUUCUGCAUACCUUGCGAUUCCCCAACAUAUCAGCUUUGAUCCUAAACCCAUUUCAGAAUCAUGCACGGAAGAAGACAUAAGCCAAAAUCAGAACAUUCUUUACUGCCUUGUGAACCACCCCAAUCCAGAAGUCGCUGCAUUUCCUUACAAGGGAUUCUCGAAAAUCACCGACCACUUAGUUGGACGUGCAUUGCACGGGAUUCUGUUGAAGGACCCGUGGCAGCCCUGGACGUAUUCCGACCUGAGCGUCCUCCAUUUAAACACCUUGAUCAAUAUGUAUGCAAAACUUGGGAGAAUCAAAGAGGCCCGCCACGUGUUUGAUGAAAUGUCAGAUAGGAAUGGUUCUUCUUUGAACAACAUGGUGUCUGGUUAUGUUAGGCUGGGUUACUACAUGGAUGCACUUUUGCUGUUUGCUCAAAUGUGGGGUCGAGGUGUUGAGCUCAGUGGGUUCCUUGUUGCUAGUUUAUUGACUGCCUUUUGCAGAUCGAAAAACAUGGCUUUGGAAGGGUUUCAAAUUCAUAGCUUGGGGCUGAAAACAGGGCUGCUUGAUGACGUUUAUGUGGGCACUUCUUUGAUGCAUUUUUAUGGUGGAUAUGGAUUCUUGACUAGUGCUCAGAAGCUAUUCGAGGACAUUCCAGAGAGAAAUGUGGUUUCUUGGACUUCGUUUAUGGUUGGGUGCUCAGAUAACGGGGAUAAUGGGAUGGUGAUUGAUGCAUACCGGAGAAUGAGACAUGAAGGGAUCGGUGCCAAUCAAAAUACGUUUACUACUGUAAUUUGUUCGUCUUGUGCACUUGGUGAUGAAUUUUUGGGCCAUCAGGUCCUGGGUCAAGUCAUUAAGUCAGGAUUAGAGGAUAACACCUCAGUAGCUAAUUCCCUUGUUUCCAUCUUUGGCACUUUUGGCAGAUUGGAAGAAGCAUGUUCUGUUUUCCAUAAGCUGGAUGACCGUGAUACCAUAUCAUGGAAUUCCAUUCUGGCUGCCUUUGCACAUAAUUCUCUACAUGAGCAAUCUUUCAAAUGUUUUGAGGAUAUGCGCCAUGAUCAUGGCGAUAUAAAUUCAAUUACUCUUAGCACAUUAGUGUCAGUCAGCAGUUCUCCAGAAUAUUUGAAAUGGGGCAGAGGGAUUCAUGGUUUGGCCGUGAAAAUGGGAUUGGAUUCGGUUGUUUUAAAUAAUACGCUUCUGACUAUGUACAGCGAAACAGGUAGAUCUGAAGAGGCCGAGAGUUUGUUCAAUGGAAUGAGAGACAAAGAUUUGAUUUCUUGGAAUUCCUUGAUGGCUGGCUAUGUUUCAAAAGGAAGGAGUGUAGAUGCCUUGCGAUUAUUAACUUUCCUCCUGGGCACGAAGAAAUAUAUAAGCUACGUAACAUUCACUAGUGCCUUGGCAGCUUGUUCUAAUCCUGAAUUUGUUCUUGAAGGCAAGGCUGUCCACGCACUUGCACUCGUGUUUGGAUUCCAAGAGAAUCUAAUAGUGGGGAAUGCAUUAGUGACCAUGUACGGCAGGAGUGGGGCAAUGCUACAUGCUAAGCAGGUAUUCCAGACAAUGCCUGAGAAAGAGUUGGUCACUUGGAAUGCUCUCAUAGGAGGCUAUUCUGAGAAUGAGGAGCCAGAUCAGGCUCUCAAAGCUUUUAAACUAAUGUUGGAAAAUGGUGAACUGCCGAACUACAUAACCAUGACAAAUAUUCUAGGUGCUUGCUCAGCUCCUCCUAAACUACAGAAACUUGGACUUCCAUUGCAUGCAUAUAUAGUUCAGAUGGGAUUCGAAACAGAUGAAUAUGUGAAGAACUCCCUUAUUACAAUGUAUGCUAACUGUGGUGAUCUCAACUCAAGUAAAUCGAUAUUUGAAGAAUUAAUUAACAAGACUUCUGCAACUUGGAGUGCUAUGGUUGCUGCAAAUGCUCAUCAGGGAUAUGGAGAAGAGGCUUUGAAACUUUUGCUGGAGAUGCAAAGGGCUAAAGUGGAUUUUGAUCAAUUUAGCCUUUCUGCUUCUUUGGCAGUUUCUGCAGACUUGGCUUCUUUGGAAGAAGGUAAACAGCUUCACGGAUUAGCUAUCAAACUUGGAUUUCACUCGUAUCAUUAUGUUGAAAAUUCUGUGAUGGAUAUGUAUGGGAAGUGUGGUGAGCUUGAUGAUGUGCUUAAAUUACUACCAGAACCACCUACGCGGUCAAGAUUGUCUUGGAAUAUUUUAAUUUCCUCUUUUGCUCGGCAUGGACAUUUUCAAAAGGCUAUCCAAACAUUUCAAGAUAUGUUAACUUAUGGAUCAAAACCUGAUCAUGUCUCCUUUGUCUCUCUUCUCUCUGCAUGUAGUCAUGGGGGUUUAGUUGACGAGGGGCGUACAUAUUUCAAUAGAAUGACUACGGAAUUUGGAGUCAUAGCUGAAAUACCGCACUGUGUAUGCAUAGUUGAUCUUCUUGGACGAUCAGGAAGACUUGCUGAAGCUGAGGCGUUCAUUGAGAAGAUGCCAGUGCCGCCGAAUGACUAUAUCUGGCGAAGCUUGUUAGCGGCGAGCAGGAUACAUGGAAAUAUGGAUAUGGGCGAAAAAGCUGCAAAACGUCUUCUUGAAUAUGACCCGUCAGAUGAUUCUGCAUAUGUUCUUUAUUCCAAUGUUUGUUCUGCUUCAGGGAAAUGGCAAGAUGCGCAGAAUGUCUGGCUGGAAAUGGAAACAAAUAGUGUAAUGAAGAAACCUGCCUGCAGUUGGGUUAAGACUAAAGCAGAAGUGAGUACCUUUGCGAUCGGGGAUCGCUCACAUCCAAAAUCCGAACAGAUUUACAUGAAGCUAGCAGAACUGAGGAGAAAGAUUAAUGAAGCAGGCUAUGUGGCUGAUACAAGCUUUGCUUUGCAUGACACUGAUGAGGAACAGAAAGAACACAAUUUGUGGAAUCACAGCGAGAGAUUAGCGCUUGCUUAUGGUCUGAUCAGCACUCCUGAAGGUUCAACAUUAAGGGUUUUCAAGAACCUCCGUGUUUGCGGGGAUUGUCAUUCAGUUUUUAAGUUAGCGAGCAGCAUACUGCAAAGGGAAGUUAUACUUCGGGAUUCGUACCGGUUUCAUCAUUUUAAAAAUGGCGCAUGUUCUUGUGGUGACUACUGGUAG